Juglans regia (Persian walnut) is the source of this 1573-nucleotide messenger RNA. Its product is annotated as putative wall-associated receptor kinase-like 11. Gene Ontology annotation, biological process: cell surface receptor signaling pathway; protein phosphorylation. The record is from RefSeq and is a predicted model, not a curated record. The transcript is spliced from 3 exons. Bases 252 to 1364 code for a protein of 370 amino acids. Gene Ontology annotation, cellular component: plasma membrane. Gene Ontology annotation, molecular function: ATP binding; protein serine/threonine kinase activity. Lineage: Eukaryota; Viridiplantae; Streptophyta; Magnoliopsida; Fagales; Juglandaceae.
GCUUUUGCGAGAGUGGCUACAGAGGAAAUCCGUAUCUUCUUGGAGGAUGUGAAGAUAUUGACGAAUGUGCAGACCCUGACCUCAACAACUGUACAAAUACAAUUACACGCUGUGAAAAUACAGAAGGUUCUUUCCGUUGUGUCGCUGCUAAGAAUGUCAAGCUCUUCAUAAUCAUAGGUGUUAGCGCAAGCCUUGGUGUCUUAUUUCUGAUUUCCGGUGGAUGGUGGUCAUACAAAGUGAUAAAGAAAAGGAUGAGGAUUAAAUGCAAGGAGAAGUUUUUCAAACGAAAUGGUGGACUACUGCUAGAGCAACAACUAUCUACAAACAACAAAGACAAUGUUGAGAACACCAAAUUGUUUAAUUCAAAGGAAUUGGAGAAGGCCACUGAUCGUUUUAAUGCAGAUAGAAUAAUUGGACAUGGUGGACAAGGCACUGUUUACAAAGGUAUGUUGGCUGAUGGAAGAAUUGUUGCAAUAAAAAAGUCCAACGUAAUUGAUGAAGUGAAACUUCAAGAAUUCGUAAAUGAAGUUGUGAUUCUUUCACAAAUUAAUCACAGGAAUGUGGUUAAGCUGCUUGGCUGUUGUUUGGAAACAGAAGUUCCGCUUCUAGUUUAUGAAUUCAUUCCUAAUGGAACUCUUGCCCAAUAUCUCAAUGGCCAAAAUGAGGAGUUUCCACCAACAUGGGAUAUGCGUUUACGAAUUGCUAUAGAAGUUGCAGGGGCUCUUUUCUACUUGCAUUCAGCAGCUUCUUCACCAAUUUACCAUCGCGACAUUAAGUCUACAAACAUCCUCUUAGAUGACAAGUAUAGAGCAAAAGUAGCAGAUUUCGGAAUUUCAAGAUCUGUUGCUAUCGAUCAAACUCAUCUAAGCACACUAGUACUUGGAACUUUUGGAUAUGUAGACCCUGAGUAUUUUUGGUCAGGCCAGUUUACAGAUAAGAGUGACGUUUAUAGUUUUGGUGUUGUUCUUGUUGAGCUCUUGACUGGAGAAAAUGCUAUCUCAUCAUCAAGAACCAGAGAUAUCAAAAGUUUAGCUGCAUUUUUCGUUAGUUCGAUGGAAGGGAACAAUUUAUUUGACAUCCUUGAUAAUCGAGUCUUGAAUGAAGUAGAAAAAGAAAAAAUCAUUGCGGUUGCAAACCUUGCAAAAAGAUGCUUGAACUUGAACGGAAAGGAUCGACCUUCAAUGAGAGAAGUUGCAAGGGAAUUGGAGGCCAACCAAAUGUCGCCAAAAGUGUCUAACCUUCAAGAGAAAUAUGGAGAGAUUGAAGAUGUCGGAACUAAAAUAUCCAAGGAAUGUGAUGUUGUUUCUAUAUCAACAACAUCAGAUAUGGAUGGUAUAUUCGCGACCUCAUCUUUAGAUUCAUAGCCAUUUUUAGUAUCUUCUUAAUCAUCAAGUGAUGUUACACCUUGAUUUGUGUUGUAUUGUUUGUUCAAUAUUUCAUCUUGUAAGCUCCAUAAUUUGCAGUUUUCAUUAUUUAACAAAGAUAAUCUUAUAUAUGGUAGUAUAAAGCAUAAACGUCCACUAAUUUUCUUUUCAGUUUCAUAAGCAUCUAUUUUUAUACACGAAUAAAAUGG